AUGCGCUCGGACAAGGAGGGGGUCGCGGCCCGGGCGGCGGCUGCUGCGCGGGGGCUGAACGGGAGGGAGAAGCUGGCGGCUGCGGAAGCCCAGUUGCGCCGGGAGUCGCCCCGGCGAGAGCCCGACGCGCCGCGGGCCCCGUCCCCCGGCCGCGGGAGCGGCGCGGACAAGCCCCGCGAGGAGAAGAGGACGGUUCUGAGCAAGGUGGUCAUCCGGCGCCUGCCGCCCAGCCUGACCCGGGCGCAGCUGGAGGAGCAGCUCCGCCCGCUGCCCGCGCACGACUACUUCGAGUUCUUCGCGGCCGACUUCAGUCUUUAUCCUCAUCUCUACUCAAGAGCAUACAUCAAUUUUAGGAAUCCUGAUGACAUCCUUCUUUUUAGAGAUCGUUUCGAUGGAUACAUCUUCAUUGACAGCAAAGGCCUGGAGUACCCUGCGGUGGUUGAGUUCGCUCCGUUCCAGAAGGUUGCCAGGAAGAAGCCGAAGAAGAAGGAUGCCAGGACAGGGAGCAUUGAGGACGAUCCAGAGUAUAAGAAGUUUCUAGAAACUUACUGUGUGGAGGAAGAGAAAACCAGCGCCAAUCCCGAAACCCUCCUGGGAGACAUCGAGGCAAAGACGAGGGACCUUAUUGCUAGAAGAACCACACCUCUUUUGGAGUACAUCAAGAGCAGAAGACUGGAGAAGCAGAGGAUGCGGGAGGAGAAGCGAGAGGAACGGAGGAGGAGGGACUUGGAGAAGAAACGCUUACGGGAAGAAGAAAAAAGAAGAAGAAGAGAGGAGGACAGGUGUAAGAGGAGAGAGGCGGACAGACGCAAGAAAGCUGCCGAGAAGCAUGUGCGGAUCAAGCUUCUUAAGAAACCAGAGAUGGGAGAGGAACUAGCCCCUGAGAAAGCCAAAAGCAGAGGAGAGGAAGCUGAUGCUGGGGAGGGGAGGCGGGAGCCCCCAGAAGGCCGUGCCCCGCCGUGCCCCGAGGGCCCCCCACAGGAGCUGCCGCAGAGGCCACAGGAUGACGGCGGCCAGGAGCCGGUGAAUGUGGGGAGGGGACUUCGGGAAGAGGACCCUGAGGCCCCGCACGGCCGCCCAGGCGAGGGCAGGGGAGCCAGCGCACGCCGCGAGCCCGGCCGGUCCUGGAGGAGGAGCGAGGACAGCCUGAAGUGGGGGCGAGGGCCGAAGGGGAGCCAGGAGCACGCAGCCCCUGCGGAGGCCGCCCAGAGGCCUGGGAGGGAGAAGGACGAGGAUGGCCCGGCCCCCAGGAAGGAGCGUGUGGGGGACAAGGACCGGCCAGCUGGGCAGCUGCGCCAGCCGGGACCGUGCGGCCGAGCCUGCGAGGAGGGCGGAGGGGCUGAGGUGGAGAGCGAGUGAGGCUGGCAGAGCAGCCCCAGGAGGACGCCCCUCCAGGGUCCCACUGUCGUGGACAGCGCCUCUCCCAAGUGUGGUUUUCCCAGAGCAGAGACAAGACCCUUCCCUGACAGCAGAGAGCCGAGGGGGCCGCUGUGUGUGUGAAUUCCUGCCCCAACCCGGCCCCUGCUGGCCCCUCUGUGCCCACCCGCACCCUGACUCCGUGAGCUCCCUUGAGGGGGGCGUGUGGCCGGCCCAGCCGCGUACAAGGCCAAUGGGUGGCUCCUCCUGCCCCUACACACCCCCCCCACCCCCCCCCGUGUCCUCUCUGAGUGACAUUUUCAGUGAAAAGUUGUUGGGGCACCGGCUGCGACGCGUUCACUGCAUAAGGAUGCCGGUGCGGGUUUGAGACUCGGCUCGGAUGCUUUCCAUGUAGAACUUGGUGCAAUAAAACCGCUUUUGAAAGUUCAGCUCUCGUGGUCUGGGCGCAUCGCCA
This is a messenger RNA of Talpa occidentalis (Iberian mole), 1831 nucleotides long. RefSeq names its product UPF3A regulator of nonsense mediated mRNA decay (gene UPF3A). Gene Ontology annotation, biological process: positive regulation of translation; nuclear-transcribed mRNA catabolic process, nonsense-mediated decay. Gene Ontology annotation, molecular function: telomeric repeat DNA binding. The record is from RefSeq and is a predicted model, not a curated record. Gene Ontology annotation, cellular component: cytoplasm; nucleolus. Lineage: Eukaryota; Metazoa; Chordata; Mammalia; Eulipotyphla; Talpidae.